CAAAUGUUGCGGCUAUUUUGUAGGCCAUCCUCAAAACUUGUUCAUACUCUACUAAAAUCCAACUCCCAUUACAACUACCACAAAUCCCCAGCAAAUGUUGUGGCCAUCCUCUAAACUUGUUAAUUUUCUACUAAAACCCAACUUCUAUCAUCCCCAUUACAACUACCACAAAUCCAGUCUUGUAUUAGAAGACACAUUUUUACCUUUGCUUAAAAAAUGUUGCAACGAAACUCACAUUUAUCAAACUCAUGGCUUCAUGCUACAUCGUGCUUUAGAUGAAGACAACUUCAUUCUCAGCCAAUUCUUUCACACAUGUUCCGCCCUUGGCUUUGUCAGCUAUGCAUAUUCAAUUUUCAAUUCCAACCCAAAUCCAAACAUAUAUCUUUACAAUACUUUGAUCAGUAUUUUCUCUAGACAACAACAUUUAUCUAAUGAUGCAAUUUGCCUUUAUAAACAAGCUCGAGCCAUUGGCUUAUAUCAUGAUACUUACUCUAUCCCUUUUGUGUUGAAUGCUGUAACUUGUCUCAUCACCUCUACGCAAAUUCAUUGUGAAGCUAUUUUAACUGGAUUGAACAAUGAUGUACAUGUAGCAACGUCCCUUGUACGGAUAUAUUCUUCUUUUGGGUGCAUUUCUGAUGCACGUAAGGUGUUUGAUGAAAUACGUAACAAAGAUGUGAGCUUGUGGAAUGCCAUGAUAGCGGGUUAUGUUAAGGCUCAUGAUAUGGACACCGCCAAGUACCUGUUUGUUAAUAUGCUGGAGAAGAAUGUGGUUUCUUGGACUACCAUCAUUGCGGGCUACACUCAGGGGAAUCAGUUUUCUCAGGCUAUAGGUGUCUUCAGGAAAAUGAUGAGUGUGAAGGUUAGUGCUAAGCCUGAUGAAGUAACCAUGUUAGUUGCACUUUCAGCUUGUGCCCACUUGGGUGAGCAUGAGUUGGGUGAAUGGAUCCAUAGUUAUAUUAUAAAACACAGGUUUCGUAGAACUGUAUCUCUUAACAAUACACUUAUUGAUAUGUAUGCGAAAUCAGGAAAUGUAAAGAAGGCAGUAGAAUUGUUUGAAAGCAUGGAAAUUAGGAGUGGUGUUACUUGGUCAACAGUGAUUUCUGCAUUGGCUGUCAAUGGAUAUGGAAGAGAAGCAAUUAACAUGUUUUCUCGGAUGGAAGUGGUUGGAAUUAGGCCAAACAGUGUCACCUUUAUAGCACUAUUAUCUGCAUGUAGCCAUGCAGGACUCGUGGAGGAAGGCAGAUUGUAUUUUAAGACAAUGGAAGAAAAACAUGGUAUUAGUCCUGACAUCAGACACUAUGGUUGCAUGGUUGAUCUUUUUGGGCGUGCUGGUUAUCUCGAUGAGGCUGCAAAUAUGGUUAAAAUGAUGCCGUUUGAAGCAAAUGCAGCAAUUUGGGGAUCACUUCUUGCUGCAGCCAGGAACCAAGGUCAUGUUGAACUUGGGGAGCAUGCUCUGCAGCAUCUAACUGAAGUUGAACCACAUAAUAGUGGAAAUUAUUCCCUUGUGUCCAAUACAUAUGCUGCUCUUGGUAGGUGGAGUGAAGCUAGGGUAGCAAGAAAGAUCAUGAGGGACACAGGAGUCCAAAAGUCGCCAGGCGGUAGCUUCAUCAAAGUGAAAGAUAAAAUUUAUUAUUUCUAUUCAGGAGACAGAUCACAUCCUCAAUGUGAGAGAAUAUACAGAGUUCUAUCACACCUAAACAGGGCGUCAAAGACGAUACUGCAUGAAUAUUGGGAAUAUGUAGAGCUGGUUGAUGCUGAUAGCCCUCAAGAGGACCACUUAUAAGACAAGGGGUAGGAUUUUGCAUGACUUCACUGAUUGUUUCAAGGACCUCAAGCUUCAGAGAAUAAAUCAGCUAACGUUGAGCAGCUUUAAGUUUACCUGCAUGUGAAUGGCAGGAAGUAUUUACCAAUGCAUUUUGUGAGCUCUCAAAGUGAAUAUUCCAUCUAAAUCUAGUGAAGCUGUUGUCACGGGUCUUCCUUUAAAUAGAGAAGCAGUGAUGAAAGAGCAGGAAGUUUGCAUCUGGAUUCCGAGGUCCGUCCAAUCUAGAAGAGCUGCAACUUAUCUUUCAUACAAGUUAAAUACCAAGUCAAAGCGCCUUCAGUUCAACUUUAACUUCGGUAUCUCUCAUUUCAACUAACAUUAGCUCCUAACCAUCUGUUUCCUAAUGUGCUGUUCAAUUCCUGUUAAAUUUAUCAUCUCACCUUACUCAAAUGUUCUAUAGGCCUUACGGUCUUAGAAAAAUAACUUAGCCCAGAAAAAAGGGGUGUACUGAAAACAUAAAAUGAUCAAAUAAGCAUCUUCCCUGUGUAGCAGUUUCAGUAUGAGAUCAGGUGGAGCCAAAUGUACUCACGGUAUGCAUAUGGAUUAUGAAGAUGUUAGUCUACUCACUUCUGUGGUUGAAAUUUGAAUCAGUAAAAGAUCUUAUUUGUAUCGAUGACUCCAUGCCAUUAUUAAAUGACUAUAUUUCACAUUCCUACCAAGGUUGUUUGUGGUUGUGAUUUCAGCAAGUAUUUUUGUACUGAAGUUGAUGUACAUCAUAUUGGAAUUUUCCAGUACUUUUGGACAAUCAGGACAACAUAUUGAACUAGUAAUAACCAAUCAAUUACAUGAUAAGAAAUGAAAAGAGAGAUGUUGUGUCAUUCUCAAAAAAAGGAUAUAUGUUGUAUGUCAUAAUAAUAUAAGUAGUUGCAUGAUUACCAGUAUUAGGCUCAGUUGAUUGUUUCAGUGACUUACUGUUGAUUCUUCGUUUCUUAAUUGAACCCGUUUGGCUCGUGUUGCAAAAUUUAAUGUACACAAUGUCUCGCACAAAUCUCCUUCAUGGGGACUAACAGGAACCAGCAUUAGUGUUUUAGAAUCAUCACCUGGAUAUUAAGAAAGCACAUGAAAUUCUGGCAUUAUUUGUGUGACUUUACUAAAUAGGACUGAAGAAAAUGUCAUCUACUUGUCUAGAUUUUGCAUGUGAAGUGAUAAAUUCGAAAUGUCUGGCAUAAUUGGUGUGAUCAUACUAAAACGGAGUGAAGAAAAUGUGAAAUUUUCUACUAGUCUAGAUUUUGCAUGUUAAGUGAUAAAUGGAAAGUGUCCAUGUGACUCACAAGCAUAAUUUCUAAAUGCUGCAUGCUGCAUAUGAAAAACAUUUGUUGGCAGUCCAAUGAGUAUAAAAAAUAUUUAACAAGAUAAGAAUUUACUUGGUUCAAGUUACUAGAACAACCAGGAACAUCAAAGAAAUUGGGGUGUUCUAUUUCCACGCGUUGUACAUUUCUCAAUGAUAUUUUAACCUACUGACUGAUGCUGGUCCAUAGGUCUCCCUUCUUAGGCUCAUGCUACUGGUUUCUGCUUCUAAUAUGCAAUGAAGACCAACAAGAACAUAUGUAGACAUAUGUAUGUACAAGCAUUUCAAUCUCUCUGUCCUCUAAGAUUGAAUGUUGAGUUUUCCACUUACCUCUUUGCCAUCCUACGAGCUGCACUUACAGCAAGGUUAGACUGAGAAAAGUCCGUGAAUGCAGGGUAUUGUUUGACUCUAGCUAUAGGUCAGAGCUUCUAUUAUGCUGCUUCAGAGAUCGAUGGUGAAGAAGCUCAAACUAAAUAGGAUGUGUGCCAUUGUGAAUGUUUUCCCUGUGCCCGUCUGUCCAUAAGCAAAUAUGCAGGCGUUAUAGCCAUCCAGCGCGGACUUGAUAAUUGGUUCUAUUUCUGAAAACACCUCACCUGCCAUAAGAAACCAACAUUCAGGUUUGCAUAAUGAACCAGAGAAGCUAUUUGCAUUUUGUGUUAUUUGCAAUAUUCAGUUUCUUUUAUCAUCAGAAUUGAAGAAAAUAUGACACUUUGUAUAUGUCCUGGAUUGGUUCAUUAAAUUGAAAACAAUGUUUCGUUUUU
Molecule: messenger RNA, 3871 nt
Organism: Solanum pennellii
Lineage: Eukaryota; Viridiplantae; Streptophyta; Magnoliopsida; Solanales; Solanaceae
Product: pentatricopeptide repeat-containing protein At5g56310-like
Exons: 6
Coding region: 95-1783 (562 amino acids)
Biological process (GO): RNA modification
Molecular function (GO): RNA binding; protein binding
Source: RefSeq, a predicted model, not a curated record